AAAUUUGGUUCGGCGAUAUUCCAGAGCCUUCCACGCGGCCUCUACCACUUUUCCAGACUCUUCUUCUUCAAGUUCAAAGUUCAAAGUUCAAAGUUCAAACCGCAACUGACGAAGUGGAGAGCCAAUGGGAAAGCCAGAAACCUCUAAUCUUGAGAGGGAGAAUUAGCGUCAAGAGAGCCGGAGAGUGCAAAAACAUCAGAGAGAGAGAGAGAGAGAGAGAGUUGGUGUGUGUCCCUUCUUCAAGAAACACUUCCUCACUCGAACAAAGGAACUAGUGGAGUGAUCACAAUUACUGGAACGAAAGGAAGAGAAAGCCAUGAUUGUAAGGGCGGCGAAGCUCGGUAGGGCCGUCUAUGGCGCGGGAAAAUUGCUGGGGAAUUCUCCUGCGACUUUCAGACUCAGGGGCUCUGAAACAUGGGUUAGAAGCGUUUCAUCAUCACAGGGCUUGUUAAUCAAUCGAGAGGUUUGGGUGUUGCCGGAAAAUGGUUACUCACUGGCGGAGGUCGCCGGAUUCCGGCCUUUUUUAGGCGGAAAGAUGAUGGGGUUUGGGUAUAGGCAGUUUCAUUCCUCAAGUCCUCAUUACAUGGCAGAGAGCGCCUCUCAGAUAAACCAAUCAGAGUUCACUGAGAUGGCUUGGGAAGGGCUUAUUGAUGCAGUAGAGGCAGCACGCCAGAACAAGCAACAAAUUGUGGAAUCUGAGCAUUUGAUGAAGGCUAUUUUGGAGCAAAAGGAUGGCUUGGCCAGAAGAAUAUUUACUAAAGCUGGCAUCGAUAAUACAUCGGUGUUGCAAGCUACAGAUCAGUUUAUUUACCAGCAACCGAAGGUAACAGGUGAUACUGGUGGCCCAAGAGUGGGUCCUAAUCUAAUGGCCCUCUUAGACAAGGCCAGAAAGUACAAGAAGGAGAUGGGUGAUGAGUUCUUGUCAGUGGAGCAUUUAGUAUUGGCAUUCAAUUUUGAUAAGAGAUUUGGGCAGCAGUUAUUCAAGAACCUUCAACUUGGGGAGAAAGAAUUGAAAGAUGCCAUCUCAGCUGUGAGGGGCAAUCAGAGAGUAACUGAUCAAAAUCCUGAAGGAAAGUAUGAAGCACUUGAGAAGUAUGGGAAUGAUUUGACCGAGCUUGCAAGGCGUGGGAAGCUUGAUCCUGUUAUAGGUCGUGAUGAUGAAAUUCGACGGUGUAUACAGAUACUGUGUCGGAGAACAAAAAAUAAUCCUGUUAUUAUUGGAGAGCCCGGUGUUGGAAAAACUGCAAUUGCUGAAGGAUUAGCUCAACGGAUUGUGCGUGGGGAUGUUCCUGAGCCUCUCAUGAACAGGAAGUUGAUUUCUCUUGAUAUGGGCUCUUUACUUGCUGGUGCUAAAUUUCGUGGAGAUUUUGAGGAAAGGCUUAAAGCUGUUCUAAAAGAAGUCAAGGCAUCAAAUGGGCAAAUAAUACUUUUUAUUGAUGAGAUCCAUACAGUUGUUGGUGCAGGCGCUACAAGUGGUGCCAUGGAUGCGGGCAAUUUACUGAAGCCAAUGCUUGGUCGAGGAGAGCUUCGUUGUAUUGGGGCCACAACUUUAGACGAAUAUAGGAAGUAUAUUGAGAAGGAUGCCGCUCUGGAGCGUAGAUUUCAGCAGGUGUACUGUGGCCAACCAUCGGUUGAAGACACAAUUUCUAUUGUUCGUGGGCUUCGUGAACGCUAUGAGUUACAUCAUGGAGUUCGGAUUUCAGACAGUGCCCUGGUUGCUGCUGCAGUUCUUGCUGAUAGAUACAUCACAGAGAGAUUUCUCCCAGACAAAGCUAUUGAUCUCGUUGAUGAGGCAGCUGCUAAAUUAAAGAUGGAAAUCACAUCCAAGCCAAUCGAGUUAGAUGAGGUAGACAGAGCGGUGCUAAAGUUAGAGAUGGAGAAAUUGUCCCUGAAAAAUGACACUGACAAAGCAUCCAAAGUUCGGCUAAUGAAGCUAGAAGCAGACCUCGAAGCUCUCAAACAAAAGCAAAAGGAGUUGACUGAGCAGUGGGAAUAUGAGAAGGGUCUCAUGACUCAAAUUCGAUCAAUCAAAGAGGAGCUUGAUAGAGUCAAUUUAGAGAUGGAGGCAGCUGAGCGCGAAUACAAUCUAAACCGAGCAGCCGAGCUGAAAUACGGGACCCUCAUGACCCUUCAAAGGCAGCUUGAAGAGGCUGAACGCGAACUCUCUGAGUUCCGAAAAUCUGGAAAAUCAAUGCUUAGGGAGGAGGUCACUGAUCUUGACAUCGCUGAAAUAGUGAGCAAAUGGACAGGAAUACCCCUCUCCAACCUCCAACAAUCCGAGAGGGACAAACUUAUCCAUUUGGAAGAUGUCCUCCACGAGAGGGUCGUGGGCCAAGAGAUUGCUGUUAAAUCGGUGGCUAAUGCAAUUCGACGAUCGAGAGCGGGCCUCUCUGACCCCAACCGACCAAUCUCGAGCUUCUUGUUCAUGGGGCCCACAGGAGUUGGAAAAACCGAGUUAGCAAAAGCCUUAGCAGCUUACCUUUUUAACACUGAAAAUGCCCUUGUGAGAAUAGAUAUGACCGAGUAUAUGGAGAAGCAUUCAGUUUCAAGGUUAGUGGGGGCUCCACCUGGUUAUGUUGGGUUUGAAGAGGGAGGGCAAUUAACUGAAGCUGUUCGAAGAAGGCCUUAUUCUGUUGUUCUCUUUGAUGAGAUAGAAAAGGCUCAUCAUGAUGUGUUUAACAUUUUGUUACAAGUUUUGGAUGAUGGGAGAAUUACUGAUGCUCAGGGGAGAACAGUGAGCUUUACAAACUGUGUGGUUAUAAUGACUUCAAAUAUUGGGUCUCAUUUCAUAUUGGAGACAUUGAGGAAUACGCAUGAUACAAAGGAGAUAGUGUAUGAGUUGAUGAAGAAGCAGGUCGUAGAGUUGGCUAGACAGACGUUCAUGCCAGAGUUCAUGAACAGGAUAGAUGAGUAUAUUGUGUUCCAGCCGUUGGAUUCCAAGGAGAUCAACCGGAUCGUUGAGAUACAGCUUAACCGACUGAAGCACCGGCUUAACCAGAAGAAGAUUGAUCUUCAGUUCACAAGAGAAGCUGUUGAACUGCUCGGGAAAUUAGGGUUUGACCCCAACUAUGGGGCGAGACCAGUGAAGCGAGUGAUACAACAAAUGGUUGAGAAUGAGAUUGCUCUCACACUUCUGAGAGGGGAUUUCAAGGAAGAGGACAUUGUAAUGGUUGAUGCUCGUGAUGGCCGCCUGCUUAUCAAGAAAGCAGAGGACGUUGCCUUUAAGGAGCCAUUGGUUGCAAAUUACUGAUUCCUCUCUCUACUUUGAGAUUUGGUUUUUGGAUUUACAUGAAGGAGCCAUUGGUUGCAUAUGACUGAUUCCUCUCUCUAGUUUGAGAUUUGGUUUCUGGAUUUCCGCAUGUAAAUUUUUGUAUGCACAAGUUAAAAGGGAAAGUAGAGUUUUGACGACUUGUUUUUAAUAUUUUUUAAGUGAGUCAGUAGGGAGAGGACAUUUACCUUUGGUAAGAAUUGAGCUUAGGACGUAGCCUUGCAAGUCGUUAAAGAAUUGAGCCUAAGACGUAGCCUUGCAAGUCGUUAAACGCUAACGAAUUAGUUAGUGGAGAUUUGGGCCCCAACCAUUUGUUUAGAAUGGAGUCUAAUACCAUUGAACAAUGGAUUGAUGUGAAA
This is a messenger RNA of Amborella trichopoda, 3627 nucleotides long. It is a transcript of the gene CLPB4, whose product is annotated as casein lytic proteinase B4. The record is from RefSeq and is a predicted model, not a curated record. Lineage: Eukaryota; Viridiplantae; Streptophyta; Magnoliopsida; Amborellales; Amborellaceae. Gene Ontology annotation, cellular component: cytoplasm. Gene Ontology annotation, molecular function: ATP binding; ATP hydrolysis activity. Gene Ontology annotation, biological process: protein refolding; cellular response to heat.